AGUAUUUUACUGUAUAAAUUUGUUUUGUUUUAGAACCCAUUAAAAGCUAAAACGGCUUGCCAUAGUCUGGUUCUCAAAACUCAAAUGGAUCGCUUUUCUGAACCAUUUUAUUUGUAUGUUUGUUCAUUUUUUAAAUAUCGCUACUUGUUUCAGAACGUUUAGAGAACAUUCAAAAGUAACGUUCCCAUAAUGUUUGCAAAAUGAUCCCUUAACGUUCACAUAACCAAGAAAAAACGUUUAAAAAACAUUUUUAAAAAACUGGACAGUUUAAAUGUUCAGAGAAAUAACGUAUACAUCAGCAAAAUGUAUUGUUUGUUAACCGGGAACCAUAAAAAACCUAGAAUUAUUAUGAAAUUUAAAUGGCAUUUUCCUGUCGGUUUAUGUGGGUGGAUUCUUGCACUCUCUCUCUCUCUCUCUCUCUCUCAUAUCAUACUUCAUUCAGUCUGUACUCUCCGCAGCUCUCUUCAGCACGCCAGGAUUCUUCUUCUUCUCCUCUUCAUCAUGUCUUGUGCUUUAUCUAAACUCAGGUCUGGAUUAGAGACAUGAUCAGAUCCUGGACUGGGCAGAUUCCGAUCAUCAUCAUGCGCACAUUUCUUGAGAUGUGAUAUCUGGAUAAUGACUGACUGACAGGAAAAGGAUUCAGUGCAAUGGAGAAGAGUGAGUCUGGUGGAUUGUGUACGGAGAAGCAGGCUGUGAGGAGAAGGAUCCGAACCUCAUUAUACAGUAGAUAAAAACACUGAGGUGGCGAUCAGAGCGACGUGAUGUCCGAUAACUCGUCCCUGCAGCGCGUGUCUAACGCGUCUCUGCUGCCUCCGCUGGCGGACUGGACUCCGCCCACCUUCACCCCUGCGGCUCAGGCUCGAGUGGCGGCCACCAUGGUCCUCUUCGUCUUCGCCGCCGUCAGUAACCUGGCGCUCCUCAUCAGCGUGUCACGUGGCCGUGGCCGGCGUCUGGCGUCUCACCUGCGUCCGCUCAUCCUCAGCCUGGCGUCGGCCGACCUGAUGAUGACGUUCGUGGUGAUGCCGCUGGACAUGGUGUGGAACGUGACGGUGCAGUGGUAUGCCGGCGACGGACUCUGUAAGCUGCUGUGCUUCCUGAAGCUCUUCGCCAUGCAAACCUCCGCCUUCAUCCUGGUGGUCAUCAGUCUGGACCGCCAUCACGCCAUCCUGCGGCCGCUGGACUCACUCAACGCCCACCGCAGGAACAGGAGGAUGCUACUGACGGCCUGGAUCCUCAGCGCACUGAUCGCAUCGCCACAGCUGUUCAUCUUCCGGACCGUCAAAGCGGAGAGCGAGGACUUCACUCAGUGUGUCACGCACGGCAGUUUCCACGAGCGCUGGCAGGAGACGGCGUACAACAUGUUUCAUUUCGUGACGCUCUACGUGAUUCCCCUGCUGGUCAUGAGCUGCUGUUACACCUGCAUCCUCAUCGAGAUCAACCGACAGCUGCACAAGAGCCAAGAGGGCGAGUCUCUCCGACGCAGCGGCACAGACAUGAUCCCGAAGGCCAGGAUGAAGACGCUGAAGAUGACCGUCAUCAUCGUCAUGUCGUUCGUGGUCUGCUGGACGCCCUACUACCUGCUGGGCAUCUGGUACUGGUUCCAGCCGGACAUGGUAAAGGUCACUCCCGAGUACAUCCAUCACCUGCUGUUCGUCUUUGGGAACCUGAACACCUGCUGUGACCCGGUGAUCUACGGCCUGUUCACGCCCUCCUUCCGCGCCGACCUCGCCCGCUGCUGCCGCUGCCGCCCGCCCGUAGACACGCCCCGCUCUCUGGACCGGCUCUCGGCCCGACACGAGUCCGACCCGCCGAAGGCCACGUAAACUCGGCAUGAAAGGGAAGUUGCGCCGGUCUUUUCUUCUCUAUUGUGACGUAUAUCACAGUGAAACGCUUCGCAAACAAGAACAAAUGUAGGGCGGGGCUUGAUUUUGAUUGGAUGGUUGUGGUUUGCUAUUGGUGGAUCUCAUGUGAGUGACGGGUUGCCCCGCCCUCGUCAUCAGAGAAGAGAUGGAGAAGACAUUCUGAUUCAAGAUUACCAGGAACAUGAAUUUAAAUCGAUGUAAAUCAUUUCUAAUAAAUCAGUGUUGACUGCGAUGGAGAACACACUUCUUCAUCACAGACCUUCGAUCUCUGAGCCGGCGCCGCAGGCUUCAUAAAGAACUCUAAUGAAAAGAGCUCAGAGCAGAUUUGCAGUUUUUGAAUAACUUCACAGAUUUCACAGCGUGGAUUUGUUAUUAAAGAGUCAGCUGGACGCGCUGAAACGUGUCAAACACGUUCUGUUCAUGUUCAAACUGGUGAUCUGUGUCCGUUUCACUCAGUUUGACCGUUAUUAUUGUUUGCUGUAAAACUCUGUUUAGGCAUUUUGCAUGAAGAUCUUGAUCCACUUUGCAGCUCAUUCUGACCCAGAAUCACAAAAAAAGCUGUUCUGUUUUCCUGCACAAAUAUCUAAACUUUCUUAAAUCAAGAUACAUUUACUGGAGAAGAGAAAUGACUGAAGAAAUGCAUCAAAAUGAAGUGAGUUUAUGCUUAUAAUGAGAACAAAUAUCUUCCAGUGGGGUCAGAAAAUAAACUUAAUUCAAAGGGAAAACAAGAUGAUUUUUCUUAAAUUUCUUCUUCAUGACAUGCACAUUUAGUUGACUGUGUUUAAUGGCUGUCCUGAGCGUCGUUCAUGUUCAUAUUCUCACAACAUUGCAUUGCUAGAAUUCAUAUCAGCCAACAUGAUUGACAACGUUUCAUAUAUUCUCCAACACCGACUCAGAUUUGGUGUUAAUUCUAGGCCCUGAGAUCUAUCUCUAGUCCAGAGUACAUGAGAGAAACAGACGUGAGAUCCGCUGCUCCUCUCUGAACACGCUGAAGGGAAGCAGAAUCAUGUUUAAUGGAUUGAGAAGUGAAAGUGACUGACUAAGAGCUUCUGAGAUCUCAAGAGAGCCGCUGACGUUCUUCAGAUCAUCGCUGCAGUGCGUCAGAGAUCAGGUGAAACACUGCGACGUUUCAGAGGAACACAGAGGCUUUAUGGCACCAUUUAUACACCAAAAACUUCAGGAGAUCUUACCUGAACCUCCAGUGUUUUCAGCUGCUCCAGAGUCAAUGCUGCUUCUGGGAAGUUUAUUCAUGCUCGAUCAUCACGGAUCAAGGUGGAAUCACUGUUUUCAACAGAUCUUUGAAGUAUUUUGUUAUAUUUUCUUUUUUCCACAACCAUUUAGCUUGUUUUGUUAAGUCCAGCUGGGUUUGGAUGAGUGCAUAAAAUUGGGCAUAUAAUUUCAUAUGCAUUUAUGCAAUUUCAAACAUAUCUUCACACUCACAUUCUGCCAUCUUUGAGAAUGGACCCUCCUUUCUGCACAAGUUUCUGAGCCAAUCAGCUGAUCUGUAAAUGUCAUGUGACUGAUCACUUCUAGUGCAUUUCAUACUUUUAAAAGCUUCUAAAAAACAUCUCUGUAACAUGAUGAAAUGUUUCCUGUUGAAAUGUUGCUUGCAAAGCGAUUUUAAGGGUGUGAAGCCGUUUGGAGUGAGAUCCAUUUAAAGUGCUGAAUUAUUCAUGAGGUCUGUCAGCGCGCACUGCGGUCAGAGACGAGGUCAUGUGAUAAGGGAUGACCCGUUUCCAUGGCAACACCGACAGGACACUGAACUCAUCCCCAAGUCGAACUGCACUGGUCCUUUACAUCUCACACACACACACACACACACACUCACACACACACACACACACACACACACACACACACACACACAGCUGCUGCUUUAAUUAUUCAUUCUUCACUUUCUGUCUGACGUUUUGGCCUGAACUGCAGAACUCGUGUAGGUCAUAUUUCAUACCCAGAUCAAAAUAAUAAAAUCACAGGAUAUAUUUAACUAAGAAAACAGAGUUUCUUGUUUUAAAAAAUAUUAAGAUUCACUGCAUUGUGACAUUAUUUUCAUGACAUUUUAGCUCAAAUUUCCAGGAUCUUCUUGAUUUCUAUCCAUCUGGUUUUCGAUCCAAAAAUGACCAACAACUGUUCUCAUUAUGACUGAUUUAACACCAUUUUCUGACACUGAAUCUCAUCACAAAUUUUUCUCUCUCUUUCAGCUAUAGGCAUCAUGGGUAGUGCUCUUUCUUGAUUUGCAUCCCAUCUCAACUCUUGAUUUCUGUCCAUAACUUCAGAUCUUCCAGGUGUCCCUCAAGGCUCUGUCCUUGGACCUCUUCUUUUCAGUAUUUAUUUGUUAGCCCUUGCUUUCCAUUCUUAUGCAGAUUGAUAUCUGCUUGCUCCACUUCUGCUCUUCAUCUUGACUCUUACAUUUAUUCAUUUAGCAGACUUACAGCAAGCGAUUAAAGCGAAAUAACUGUGCUUCAUUUUCAUGAAAAUAAUGCAAAAAAUAAUUUUCUUUAUACUAAAUAUAAUGUAUGUGUUCCUGAGAGACUGGAUAUCUGCUGAAGAGAUCAAAUCUUCUUCAUUAAUGACAGUGAGUGAAGCUCCACAGAAACACUGCUGAACAGUGCUAAAAUGUGCAUCGUAAAUAAAUGAUGAUUAUCAAUUUUAAAUGAAAAGACAGUAAACCUGGUUAGCUGAUGUGACAUCUGGCUGUCAGAAACACUGGAGCCUGUCAGAACAAAUCCUGCAGAAACAUCUUCACCCUCCGUCAGCAGAUGCAGUUUCUAUAUUUAGUGUGGAGUGAAUCUGAACUCUACAGGCCCAUUCACACACUGAAAGUGAAGCAGGACUGACUCUGGAUCAGGUUACAGAAACAACGAUCUUGUGUUUUUACCCAGUGUGAUGUCAAAGUUUCUAACCGGUUCAUGAUCUGCUCUGAUUCUUCUCAUCAGUCUUCAGGUCACGGUGUAGCUGGUUAGUGUUCUGGUAUCAUUAGUGAGGUUCCUCAGGGUUCUGUACUGGGCCCACUUCUUUUUAACUUAUUUAUGCUUCUGCUUGAGAUUAUUAUUAUGAAGCAUAAUGUUUCUUUUUAUUUUUAUGCUGAUGAUGCCCAGCUUUAUUGGCUAGGCUGUCUUGAGGACAUAAAAAAAGUGGUUUUAAAUAACUUUCUCCAACUUUAUAAAGACAAAACCGAAAUAUUUUUCUUUGGUCCCUUGAAAUUAAGAGAUGGUCUUAUCAAUGAACUCAUUAUAAUAAUUAAUAAUAAUAAUAAUUUCCCUUCAAUUUCAUCU
Megalobrama amblycephala (Wuchang bream) is the source of this 5137-nucleotide messenger RNA. It is a transcript of the gene gnrhr3, whose product is annotated as gonadotropin releasing hormone receptor 3. Gene Ontology annotation, cellular component: membrane. The record is from RefSeq and is a predicted model, not a curated record. Lineage: Eukaryota; Metazoa; Chordata; Actinopteri; Cypriniformes; Xenocyprididae. Gene Ontology annotation, biological process: G protein-coupled receptor signaling pathway. Bases 762 to 1823 code for a protein of 353 amino acids. The transcript is spliced from 4 exons. Gene Ontology annotation, molecular function: gonadotropin-releasing hormone receptor activity; peptide binding.